AUGAGCCGUCCCGACAUCACCCUGUAUACUGCCCAGACCCCCAAUGGCAUCAAAAUCUCCAUCGCAUUGGAGGAGCUAGGUCUGCCCUACAAAGUCGAGAAGAUUGACAUUUCCAAAAACACCCAGAAAGAGCCCUGGUUCCUGGAAAUCAACCCCAAUGGCCGCAUCCCCGCCAUCACCGACACCUUCACAGACGGGCAAAAGAUCCGCCUCUUCGAAUCCGGCAGCAUCCUCACCUACCUGAUCGAACAAUACGACCCGGACCACAAGAUCUCCUUCCCCCGCGGAACCCGCGAAUACUACGAAAUGAACAGCUGGCUGUACUUCCAAAACGCCGGCGUCGGACCCAUGCAAGGCCAGGCGAACCACUUCUCGCGCUACGCGCCCGAGCGCGUCGAAUACGGCAUCAACCGCUACGUCAACGAGACCCGGCGUCUGUAUAGCGUGCUGGAUCAGCAUCUGUCUACUUCCGCGUCUGGGUAUCUGGUCGGUGACCACGUUAGUAUUGCGGAUAUUUCGCACUGGGGGUGGGUGGCGGCGGCGGGUUGGGCUGGUGUGGAUAUUGAGGAGUUCCCCCAUGUCAAGGCGUGGGAGGAGCGCAUGGCUGCUCGCGAGGGCGUCGAGAAGGGUCGGCAUGUCCCUUCGCCGCAUACGAUUAAGGAGCUCAUUAAGGAUAAGGCUGCUUCGGAGAAGCAGGCUGCUGAGGCGCGGGCUUGGAUUCAGCAGGGGAUGAAGGCCGAUGCGAAGCAUUAGCUGUAGAUUUUAUUGCCACUUUAUAAUGAUUUGUAAUUUUGCUCAGUAGCAGAUGAGAUGGUUAUGGUGCUGUAUCCUGUCAAUAGUUUUAUAUUGUGAAAGCGUCAUUCAUUCAUACAACCAUUUUAAUCGUACACUCCACUGAUGGUUG
This is a messenger RNA of Aspergillus ibericus CBS 121593, 904 nucleotides long. Its product is annotated as glutathione S-transferase family protein. The transcript has 3 exons. The record is from RefSeq and is a predicted model, not a curated record. Bases 1 to 753 code for a protein of 250 amino acids. Lineage: Eukaryota; Fungi; Ascomycota; Eurotiomycetes; Eurotiales; Aspergillaceae.